Gigantopelta aegis is the source of this 5658-nucleotide messenger RNA. Its product is annotated as microphthalmia-associated transcription factor-like. Gene Ontology annotation, biological process: regulation of transcription by RNA polymerase II. Gene Ontology annotation, molecular function: DNA-binding transcription factor activity, RNA polymerase II-specific; RNA polymerase II cis-regulatory region sequence-specific DNA binding; protein dimerization activity. The record is from RefSeq and is a predicted model, not a curated record. The transcript has 8 exons. Bases 102 to 1403 code for a protein of 433 amino acids. Gene Ontology annotation, cellular component: nucleus. Lineage: Eukaryota; Metazoa; Mollusca; Gastropoda; Neomphalida; Peltospiridae.
UGUAGCCUUGCCAUUUUGGAAGGAUUCUGCCGAACUGCCGAUUGUUUUUUUGUGUUACAUUUUAACGUUUAACUGACAUUUCCCAAGACAACGCAUGCGGCAUGGUGGAUUCAGGAAUUGAAUUCGACCUGAGUAGUCUACUUGGGUCGGACGAUUUGAUUAGCGACAUGGGUGACAACUCGUUUUAUGAGCUGAAGAGCACGGCUUAUGGUGGAAGCCCGGUCCCUGAGAUAAAGCACGUGAGUCUGUCGAUGCGGACGAAUCUGAAGCAGCAGUUGAUGCGCCAGCAGCUCUACGAUGAGGAGAAGCGAGAACAGAUCAUGUCGUCAUCCCUCAAGCGGCAGCAGGCCAUCUCAUCGCUCUGCACCUCCACCAUCGACGUCCCGCACAUACAGGUCAUCAGCGAGGUACCACCGCAGGUCCUCAAGGUUAAAAGUCAGCUGGAGCAUCCCACAAAGUUCCACAUCCAGGAGAACAAGAAGCGACAGAUUCAGGACUUCCUCGGUCAGUCGCGGCUCACCGCACAGUCGAUGCCGGCCAUACAGACGCGGUCUGCCCCGGACGUGGCCCUGCAGGUGACGGGAAGCGCCCCCCUCGUAGACCCUGACAGUCCCUUUUCUCUAGGACAGGCCAGUGCUGCCACCAGUGUGUCGGAGGUGGAUAACUUACUGACAGACCUCAUCAGUUUGGAGUCGGUGGAUGGAACCAUCGAUAACGACCUCACAUUCAUUGAACCAACGCUCACACAGUUGUCCACUUCUGCCAACCUCAACACAUUCGACGGAUCCUCUGACCAUGCUUCAUCAUCGUCAUCAUGUCCAGCAGCAUUUCAGAAACAGGAUCAGUCCAGCUAUCUGACCGAAGACGAGGCUCGCAUGUGGGCAAAAGAACGCCAGAAGAAAGAUAACCACAACAUGAUUGAAAGACGGAGAAGAUUCAACAUUAAUGACAGAAUAAAGGAAUUAGGAACAAUGCUCCCUAAAAAUAUUGAUCCUGAUCUUCGACAGAACAAAGGCACGAUACUGAAGGCGUCCUGCGACUAUAUUCGGAGGUUGAAGAAAGACCAGGACAAACUGAGACAGUCCGAGGAACAACGUCGGAUGUUGGAGAUGAAUAAUAGGAAAUACAUGUUACGCAUUCAGCAACUGGAGCUACUGAUGAAGGCGCAUGGUGUUCAGAGCGGACUGUCCGACGACCUGGCGACAUUGACCACGAUGUCGACGAUGAUUGCCCCCAGUGCCAUCAACAUGCAGGUUAAAGCAGAGGGCGACAUGGUAGACCACUCCGGAAACAUACUCAACUUACUGGACAUGGAUGACUCCUCCCCCCUCGGGGUCGACCCCAUGUUGAUAUCCGCCCCCGUCAGUCCCAGCAUGGAGGACGACAGCAGUGACCUCAUGUAGACGGGUGAAGGGUUUGUCUCUUUCCUAGAACUCAGAAGUGAUGCAGAGAUGUUAAUUGGUUUUUCAGUGACAGAACAUAGCAAUGACAUCGUGAAGAUGAAAAGUGUUUUUUCAUUGGCAGAACAUAGCAAUGAUAUCAUGAAGAUGUAAAAUGUUUUCUCAUUGGUACAAGACAGAUGUGAUAUCAUGUAGAUGUAAGCUGUUCUCUGAUUAGCAGAGCACAAACAGAGACAUCAUGGAGAUGCAAAGUGCUUUCUGAUUGGAGGAACACAGUAGUAGCAAUAGCAUUUAAAAAAUGCAGACUUCUUUGUGAUUGGUUGCAGACAGCAAUGACAUGUUAAAUAUUUUUUCACAAUGAAUUGUUAACUACUGCAUGUGUAUUUUCAUCUACCUUAACCACGUCCAUGAAAAUUAACAUAAAGCAUUAUGUUUCUGAUGAAAACCGAGUAAUUCACCUAAAGUUCAGAUGAACAGUAUAGUAUUACUUUUUAGCUUUCCUCAUAAGGUUCACAGAUAACUAAAUGUGAAAAGAUUUAGUUCUGGACAGUUAUGCAGGGCUCGAAUGUAAUAAUUUGGAGCCUACAGCAAUAUUUUAAAAACAUUGCCAUGGGUGAAACAGCCCUGCCGAUGGCAAGUGAACAUAUCUAAAAGGUUUAUUUGCUGUGUGUAGACAUAUUUCAAAAGCAUAAAUGCUACACACUAGCAGAUAAUAUACAGUUUGCCAAAUUUUUAACCAGUGUUAAAAGUGCCAUCAGUGCCGUCGUUAAGUUUGGGUCUUGGUGAUGGUAUAAAUAGAAGAUGAUGAAUGUUAUUUUUUUUAUCAAAAGAUCAACCACAGUGUAGUCUUAGUCUAAUGAAAUCCUGCUAAAACGUAUAUUUAGCAAACGUCACAAUUGUUUUCCAGGUUACAAUGUAUGUAACAUGCAGAAUUUCCAUGUUAAAUGUAUGUAGAAAACAUACAUUAAAGCCACAGACCCUAGUUUGAGCCUGUAAAAAUGGACAUUAAGUUUGGUUAAUCUACAAACCUGUAAAACAUUGGUUAAAGUUACAAUUUUUUUUUAAACAUGUGUCUGUAAUGUUGAAUAGUGAUAUGCCUUAAAAAUGGAUUAGAUUUCAUUUCCAUAACCAUUACUUGCCAGAGGUACGUUUGUUUUUAAAAUAUAUAAAUGCAUUUCAUGGUAUUACAAACACCAAGAUGACCAUAAAUACUUCUGAUGUACGAAAAUAGAUCAUUUAAAUCUAAACAAAAUCUAAGUCAUGUCUGUAUAAACAGUUUUAAUCUUGAAAAAAAACUAGGGUUUGUUACUUUAAUAAUAUAAAAUACUUCCGUCUCUGUGUAUACACUGUUCACUAAAAUCAACCUGCUGAGUCCUCCAGAUGACAUCUUCACCUCAUUUGUUUUCUCACGUUAGUAAUAAAAGGUUGACAAUCACUUUUGGAAAGAAAUUUGACAGUUCCCAAUUCAGUUGAAUUGUUUAAAGUCAAAAGACUUUCUUGAAAACACUUGAUGUAAGCACAAAAAUUAAUGUAUGUAGACAAGGCAAAGAGAUGAACAUUUUGGUGGUAAAUUAAUAUUUAGAGAGGAUUAAUUUAGGUUAUAUUUGUAACUGUAUAAUGUUUCUGAACAAACCAAAGAAGCAUAGCAAGGUUAUGGUAAAUGUAAAAUAUUGGAUGUAAUUUUGACAGUUAUGUUUUUCUUAUUAAACCUUUAACAUGGCUAUAUCACUGCAUGUCUAUACACAUACACCUAGUGUUCAUCAACAUUCUAUUGUAUAUAUUGUAAAUAGUGUGUAUAUAAUUGCAGAUUUACAGGUGCGUAUAAAUACAUUAUACAUUAAUAGGUUUCCAAAAAGAUUCCCGAUGUGUGAUUUUUUAAGAUCCUAUUUAUUUGUAUUUUAAUGCUGGCCGACCGCUCGUCUCAUAAUCCAUUCAUUUUAGUGCUCUGUUAUUUUACCAUGUUACGUUUUCUCAUUUUGAGUCAUCCGUUUUAGCAUUGAGUAAUACAUGAUGAUGAUGAGAAUAGGUUUCCAUUUUGUUUUUGGUUGUUGUUUUCUCGCUCCAGCGAGUGCACUUGGUAAUUUGGUAAUUUUGACAUGUAAUCUUAGAGAGAAAACCUACAUUUUUCCAUUAGUAAGAAGGGAUCUUUAAUAUGCACCAGCCAUCUCACAGACAGGAUAGUACAUACUAUGGCUUUUGAUAUACCAGUUGUGGUGUACUGCCUGUAAUGAGAGAAAUCGUGCAAGAAUAUAGAUCACCUGCUUACAACAAUGAAGCUUGACACUGUGUGUGGAAAGAAAACAAACAUGAUAAUGUUGUCCUGAACGGCGCACCAUUCGAAAUUUGAUGGACUCAUAUGGUAUGUGUAAUUUAUUGGUAAUGUGAACAGCUGUUCUGGAUCGACUUCAGUGCCAGAUGAUACAAUUCGCCUUAACUACUGCUGUGCAGUGUGGGAGAAUGAUUAAUUAAGAUAAAAUACAAUACAGUCAACCUUGUACAAGCAGUCACCUAAGAAUAUUAUAAGACAGGUGACUGAAUAAAACAGGUAACUUUACUCCAUCAGAAUAAUUCUGAAUCAGAUGAAUUGGGAGAAUUAUGAUAUAAACUUUUUAAUGAGGUGGUAUUUUAAUACAGGUGACUGUAUAACACAGGUCACUUUAAUAUAUUUAGGAGAAUUGUAAUGUAGCCUUUGGUUGGACUUGGGGGUGUCAUUGGAGGAAAUGGGGGGGGGGGGGGAGAGGUCAUAUGACAUCAUUGCUUUCAUGACUUGACAUCAUUCCAUGUGUAAAUACUUUUAUUUGUAAUCAGAUUUUUAUAAGCCACAUGUAGAGAAUUUGUUUAGUGUUUUGUUGAUCGCAGGUUUAUUUGUUACACCCUGUCUUCAAGCACGUGUACAGUUAGUUGUGUGUUUUAGACUGUCCCUCUUUCUGUUGCUGAAUGCACCAAAAGAUAUUUUAUUAAAGGUGCUGUCUUCAAGCAUGUGUACAGUUAGUUGUGUGUUUUAGAUAUAUUUUAUAGACUCGGUCUGUUGUUUUGUUGCUGAAUGCACCAAAAGCUCUAUUAUAAUUUAAAGGGACUGUCCUGAAGCAUGUGUACAGUUAGUUGUGUGUUUUAGAUAUAUUUUAUAGACUCGGUCUGUUGUUUUGUUGCUGAAUGCACCAAAAGCUCUAUUAUAAUUUAAAGGGACUGUCCUGAAGCAUGUGUACAGUUAGUUGUGUGUUUUAGAUAUAUUUUAUAGACUCGGUCUGUUGUUUUGUUGCUGAAUGCACCAAAAGCUCUAUUAUAAUUUAAAGGGACUGUCCUGAAGCAUGUGUACGGUUAGUUGUAUGUUUUAGAUAUAUUUUAUAGACUCGGUCUGUCUUUCUGUUGGUGGAUUGCUGAAUGCACCAAAAGCCCUAUUGUAAUGCACCAAAAGCCCUAUUGUAAUGCAAGUUAAAGGGACUGUCCUGAGUUUGUUUCUAUUGUUAAGAUGUUGCUGAUUUACAGAGAUGUUAUUCGGACAUAUCAUUUAAAGUAGCAUCCAUUGGUGCAGUAGGACGUUUAUAAAAAAUCAGUGCAACUCGUCGGUUUCUUCUUGUUUGUUUUUGUUUUUUUGGUGAUGAUUUUAAUUGUUUUGGGGGGUUCAGGGGGUUUUUUUUUUGGGGGUGUGGGUUAUUUGGUGUGUUUUUUGGGGUUUUUUUUUUUGUGGGGGGGGGGUUCUGGGUUUGUUUUUUCGUCUGGAUGUUGGCCGCUUAGAAGAAAAAAAGUGACCUUCAUAUUACUGUAACAAUUUGUUUUGCAUUACUAUUGGUCAUGUCACAUGUACUUGGUGCAAAUAUGCCGACUGAUUUGUGUUUAAAAAACACCACCUGCGUGUGUUAGAGUUACUGCAUCAGACUUUUAAGAACUCUCUUUUGUGUCGACUUGUCUUAGACGUUACAUACACAAAUCACUCUUAUCUAGUGCCUUCUUUACGUGUACACGUACAUGUAUCGUAAAACUGGCUCAGUGAAGCAGGACUAUGUUAUUUACAUGUACCCAACUUUGCUCAUGUACACGGAGAGUUUCUCAAUUCAUAUAUCAUAAUGGUGUGUAUGUGUUUUAGAGAAAACUGUUUGCAAACCAGAAUAUAGAAAUGUUACAUGUUGUACUCGAUUUUCAUGUAAAGACGUACCUUGUUAUGUCAAAAAAGGUCGAUCAAAAUGGGAAUACAUUUAUGUAUAUUUUCACAGUAUACAUCUUUUGUGGAUGUUUUUCACUGAAAUAUAUAUCAAAUCAA